CAACCUCCCUCGGGAGUUCAAAUGCCUCCAUACGGUGGGCAAGUUCCUCCUCAACAUCCGGGGAUGCCACCAAAUGGUAACCAAUCUCAACAGGGCCCUCCACCUAAUGGCCCACCCCAACCACCCGGUAACCAACAAAGUGGGCCACCACCACAAUCUCAACAAGGCCCAUAUCGUGCGCCAGGACCACCUGGCUCCCAACCGCCAGUGCCCCAGCAACAGCCUGGUCAACAACAGCAAGGUCCUAACAAUAAUUCACAGGGCGGACAACAAAGGCAAAAUAGUGGUCCGCCAACUCCGGGAGCUCCUCCGCAAGGGCAAGGCUCAUCCCAGCAACAGCAGCAAGGUCCACCAAAUCAGCAGGCACCACAGCAGCCACCACCUCAAGGGCCUCCACCACAACAAAACCAGUACAGGGGUGCUUACCAACCACCACAACAACACGGUCAUUACCCUGGAUAUCCGCCACAGCAGCAGCCACAAUAUCCUCCCCAAGGCGGUUAUCCUUAUGGACCACCUACACACAGCUAUGGACCUCCGCCACCAAAUGCUCAACCUGGAUACCAAGGACACGCUGGCAUGCCACCAACAAAUUCCAAUAGUGGUCCGCCUGGCCAGCAUCCAUAUGGCGCGAACAGUGGACAACAAGGUCCACCAGGAGCCUAUCCGCCACCUCCAAAUCAACAAAUGGGAGCAGGACAACAACCACCACCAGGACAAAUGUAUGGUCCUCCCGGUGGCAAUCAGGGACCGCCUCCAAGCCAAUACGGGCCUCCACAAAGCGCCACCGGUGGGCCCCCACCUCCUAUGGGCUAUGGGGGUUAUGGAGCUCCGCCACCUAAUAGUUAUGGUCAAACUGCAAGCACACCACCAGGUAAUUAUGGACCACCACCAACUAGCCAGGCACAGUCCCCAUAUCAACCCUAUCAACAAGCUGGACCGGGCCCUCAGGGAUAUCCAGGCCAAGGGCCCCCCCCGACACAAAGUAGUCAGCCACCAAAUUCGGCUCAAGGUGGGCCUCCUAAUCCUAAUGCUCCCCCAGGCAGUGGAUACAGCUCAUCACCCAGUCCUGGCCAAACGCCACCUCCUAACCAACAGCAGCCACCUGUGUUCAGGUGCAGUAACAGCAGCUGGCCCAACUCCACCCUCGCAGCAGUCAGGCCAACAGCAAUCGUCAACACCUCCAGGGCAAGGGCCACCGACGUCCUCCCAGCAACAACCACCACAGAGCUAUCCACCAGCCUCCAACAGUGGACCUCCUCCAUCUGGACCUCAGCCGACGUACUCGUCGCCACCUGUAAGCGUAGCUGGAACAAAUUCACCCUAUGGCCAACCACCACCACAAGGUGCACCAGGUGCAGGACCGCCUAACACAACUGCGCCCCCGUCAAACGGAGCACCAGGUCAAGGCCCACCACCAAUGGCUCCAAAUCAAUAUCAACCACCUCCAGGUGCACAACCACCCUAUGGAGCCCCACCACCUCCACAAGGUUAUGGUCCACCACCUCCAGGCAGUGGAUAUCCUCAACAUGGUUAUCAUCAGCCGCAGGGCGGCUACGGCGCCAUGCCACCUCAAAGCCAAUAUCCACCCCCAUCCCCUCAGGGCUAUCAGGGUUAUCGUCCAGCCGGGCAGCAAAUGCCACCUCCUGGCGCUCCACCGCAAGUCAUAUGUUUAACAUAUGUUGACAAUACAUUCAGUUCAGGUACGACCCUGCAGAAAGAGACAAUAUUUGUGAGGUGUAUUAGAACUCGACUAAAAAUGGCUUUGUAUUAUGUAAAUGCAUUUUCGAAGCGGUUUGCCUCUGUUGGACUUCAGUUGGCGAAAGCUGCCACAGCACCAACUGCUUCGCAGGCAUCUUUGAACAAGCAGCAGAAACGUGGUGCUGCAAAAUGGUAUCCAGAUCCAGAGUUUUUGCAACAAUUUUCUGGCCCAGUUAUGUACCCAGAUGACAUAACCUCUCAAUGGAAACUACCACCAUGGAAUCAUCAAGUAACACCGGUUGAGAAGUCAAUUCGCAAUUUGACAUUGAAUUUUGGACCCCAGCAUCCGGCUGCUCACGGUGUGUUGCGGUUGGUCAUGCAAUUGGACGGUGAGACAGUUAUGCAUUGUGAUCCUCAUAUUGGUCUUUUGCAUCGAGGUACCGAAAAGCUUAUCGAAUACAAAACAUAUACCCAAGCUUUGCCGUAUUUCGAUCGUUUGGACUAUGUAUCCAUGAUGUGCAAUGAGCAGUGUUACUCGUUGGCCGUGGAAAAAUUGUUAAACAUUGAUGUGCCAUUGCGUGCAAAGUAUAUUCGUGUUUUGUUUGCUGAAAUCACACGUAUUUUGAAUCAUAUCAUGGCUGUGGGAACUCAUGCCUUGGACGUGGGUGCCCUAACACCAUUCUUCUGGCUUUUCGAGGAACGUGAGAAAAUGAUGGAGUUCUAUGAGCGUGUGUCGGGUGCUCGUAUGCAUGCUGCAUACAUUCGCCCUGGUGGUGUAUCCUUAGAUAUGCCAAUGGGUCUGAUGGACGACAUAUAUGAAUUUGCCAGCAAGUUUGCUGAACGUUUGGAUGAAGUUGAGGAUGUGCUCACAACCAAUCGUAUUUGGGUGCAACGUACCAUGGACAUUGGUGUGGUGACCGCAGAGGAAGCACUCAAUUAUGGCUUCAGUGGCGUUAUGCUGAGAGGAUCUGGCAUUAAAUGGGAUUUAAGGAAACAACAACCCUACGAUGCUUACCAUUUGGUGGACUUCGACGUACCCAUUGGCACAAAGGGAGAUUGCUACGAUCGUUAUUUGUGUCGCGUUGAAGAAAUGCGUCAAUCUUUGCGCAUUAUAGACCAAUGCUUGAACCAAAUGCCAGCAGGCGAAAUCAAAACAGACGACAAUAAGGUGACGCCUCCCAGUCGCGCUGAAAUGAAACAAUCCAUGGAGGCCCUGAUCCAUCACUUCAAGUUGUUCACCCAAGGCUAUCAGGUACCUCCGGGCGCCACAUAUACUGCUAUUGAAGCCCCCAAGGGUGAGUUUGGUGUGUAUUUGGUUUCCGAUGGUUCAAGCCGCCCUUAUCGUUGCAAAAUCAAGGCUCCCGGCUUUGCCCAUUUAGCCGCCCUAAACCACGUUGGCCGUCAACAUAUGUUGGCCGAUAUUGUAGCCAUCAUUGGUACUUUGGAUGUUGUGUUUGGUGAAAUCGAUCGAUAAAUCUAAUUAUACUAUACUAUUGUCUUGUUUAAUUCGAUAUAACAUAUAAGGUAACACCAAUGAUAGAUGUGGUCAUGUGUGUAGCAAACGAAAUUUGUGUGUCCUUUUUGAAAGACGCCUUCAACGUACGAAAAUAAAAAUGAAAUAGUCAAAUCGAUAACCGAAAUCAUUUAAA
Molecule: messenger RNA, 3350 nt
Organism: Stomoxys calcitrans (stable fly)
Lineage: Eukaryota; Metazoa; Arthropoda; Insecta; Diptera; Muscidae
Exons: 4
Coding region: 74-3175 (1033 amino acids)
Biological process (GO): mitochondrial electron transport, NADH to ubiquinone
Molecular function (GO): quinone binding; NAD binding; NADH dehydrogenase (ubiquinone) activity
Source: RefSeq, a predicted model, not a curated record